UUCAAUGCAGGCCGCUCAACGAGCUUUGAUGCUGAGGUCAUGGCCUCGGCAAAAGGGCUAGAAGUUCUUGAAACCUUAAUUAAGGACGAGGACAACACUAUUGUGCUGGCAAGUGAUAACGGACCAAGUCAAUUGGUCGGAAUCAAGGCUAAUCUAUCAUUGAAGCGGAUGUGCGAUGGCCUUAAGCAUCGCAAGAUCAUCUUCUUGUGGAGCCCAUCUCAUGUGGGCAUAACGUGGAAUGAAGAAGUCGACCAGAUGGCUUCCGAAAUCACUGGAAAUGCGAGGAUACCUGUGUCCUCGCACAUCUCAUUUGCCUUCCGACUCCAACAAAUUCGGAAGGAAAUGCUGCACUCAUGGGCGGAGCUCUACAAGCAUCCGGAUCAUGUACAGCGAGCCAACGUGGCGGGUAUUCCAGACUCGUCCAUUGUUGCGCGACCCAAUGCCUACCUAGGCAAAAAAUUCUGGUGGCACAAGGAAUUGACGCCCACCAAUGUUCGCAACCGCACCUUUAUUUUCAAAAAGGGGUUGUCCGAAUGGGGUAACAAUGCAGACGCAGCUCGCUUCUGUCGUGUUAUCACCAACCACUUCCCUUGUGGGGAAUUCAGAGAGCGCUUCAAUCUCCUCGGAGAUGGGAACACAUAUUGCAUAUGCGGUCAGGGUGGACAUAAGGAAACCCGUGACCAUAUGCUCUUCGAGUGCCCUCUUUCUCAAAGUCCUUUCAUUGGCCCCUUCAGGUGGCACCAGACAAAGAAGGACACAUAUUACUCACGGUUCCAACGCACUUGGAAGCCGUCUGAUGUUCUCGACUUCUUGAAGUUGAAUCCAUGGGUCGGGUCCUUCGAAUGGACCGAAAUUCUUGCGAAGUGCAAGGACGACCAUGCUGCCGGAUCCAAGCGCACAAUUGCUUGGGCCAGGCUUAACACCCACACCGUUUGGAAACAACGGAAGUGGAAAGAAGUGCUGAACCGUAUGGGCAAACCCCCACAAUACAUCAGCAUAUCAGACAAAGAGGUUGAAAAAUUCAUUGAGACCAUCGAUGCCAAAUGCGAGCGCUUUGCGCUCGAGUUGUUCAACACGUGGGAG
This is a messenger RNA of Fomitopsis serialis, 1083 nucleotides long. RefSeq lists its product as uncharacterized. The transcript has 2 exons. NCBI's taxonomy places the organism in Eukaryota, Fungi, Basidiomycota, Agaricomycetes, Polyporales, Fomitopsidaceae. The annotation marks the transcript as partial. Gene Ontology annotation, molecular function: nucleic acid binding. The record is from RefSeq and is a predicted model, not a curated record.